AUGGCAGAGUGUGAAAAUGGUAUUCAGACAUUAUCAUCGCUCUCGAUUGAAAACAGUAUUGUGUUUUUGCAGGAGUUAGUUUGUCGUUUUGUGAAUAUUGAAUUUAGUGAAUCUUGUGCUGCAUUCUUACGAGAGUUAAUGAGGUCGAUUCCUCCAAACUUCCACGCCGAGUUCCUCGAUAAAUUAGCUCCGAUUUUUGACAACGUUACGGAGGCUCCCUUAGAUAAAAAUAUACUUGACGUUAUAGAUGAGUUGGCAUUAAUGUUGUUAUCGCCGUCUAUAACGCAGAUUGAUGUUGAUAAGUUCAAGUUUCCCACGAGAAAUCCUUCCAAAUAUUUAAUGGCUCUGGAACAUGCCAAGAGCCUCAGAAUGCUAAUCAGCUAUCGAGAAAAUGUGUGGAAAUAUUCUCUAAGUAAAUUUGAACUUCUCUGCUCAGCGGUGACUAAAAUGUCAAUGCUGAGGCACCUAACGUUACGCCAUAUUAAAAUUGCCAGCUACAAAAUUAAUGAGCUGUUAUUGGGUUUGGCUUUAAAUAGUCCUCAUCUCUCAUAUUUGGACUUAAAGUUUGGUGCAUUAACAGACUCAGGACUUGAUCCAGGGUCGUUGGAGAAGUUUGGAAAAAUUGCACAUUUCUCCGAUUGUAUUCCUGCUUUGUUGAUGAUGAAAAACCUGCAACAUCUCAACGUAAGCGAGACGUGGUUAACGUAUGUGGGUGUAAAGGCAAUAGUGAAGCAUUUAGACCUCAAGAGACUAGACGCCGUAGUAGAUGGUGGAUACGAUCUCCAGGCCGUAGUGAUAAAGGAUUUGCUAGCGGCACCCCAAGACACCCCAUUCUCACUAUCCAGAACAGCAUAUACUCUUGCUCACGAGGAAUUGGGUAUACAAGCUAUCUGUAAAGCGUGUCCACUACUAGAACACGUCACCAUACAACACUGUAGCGUUGGACUAGUCAAGUCUCAUUUCCUCGCUCUUUCAACCCUCCAACAUUUAAAGAAGGUCACAUUGUGUGGUCUGGAAUGGUUACUCCUUCACUCCCACAUUGCAAUCAACGAGGACCCCAUGCCCAUCAGCCACCUGGUGACGGAGAUAACGAUGACAGAACCCUCGUGUGCCGACGCGACGCACCUCGGUUCCUUGUCUAUAUGUUUCCCACAAGUGACUCACCUGUGGGUGCUCGGAUCACAGGACAAUAAGAGCGGCGAACCCUGGGAUGGAGGCCGAGUCUUCACCAAAUUGACUCAUCUUUACUACCAGGGUUCGCUCUUUAUUGGAGAUUUUGGCAGAAUUGAGAGAGAACAAGGGCUGCAGAAUGUGCUUGAUGUCUUACUUGCAUGGUGCAAAAACCUGAGGAGUCUCACCCUCUACACUAACUACAUCGAGAGCUCUAUGUUAAGCUUUGCCAUAAGAAGAAAUGGGCUACAUAGACUGGAGGAACUAAGACUUGGUUUGCAGCAUGAUCUGAAUUGCGACAUAAUAAUGGACGUGCUGCGAACUACUAACGAUCUCAGAAUUCUGGGUCGGACUGACUGGUGGACGUCCAUGGAAGAAGAUUCAAAAGUCUUCACCAUCACGCUCUUGAAAUUGAGAUUUAGGAACCUUGUGGUGUUUGGACUAGAUUAUUGUGGUGAAGUGGACAAUGACCCACGACCUCCAAAGAAUAAUUCCAAUAAUGUUGUGUGGUAACUGAUCGAAUACUGUCGCUGGCUGACAAGUGUAUAAUGGUAACAUGCGAGUGGGUGACCAUCUCCACAGCUCACCUGUCACAGACUGUCGCCUCAUUGUGUCAAGGUAACGGGCGAACUCAGUGUCAACAUUUAUGAGGGGAAGAAGCAUUUAGAUAUAGCAUUAAAGGUAACCAAAAAUGAACAAUAGCAAAGUUGGAAGGAAAAUUUAGCAUUUGAUUAUGUAGUGGCAGACCAACCAGUGGUGCUAUAGUGUCCACUUGGCCAGAGAAAAGAUCCAUUAUCAGCUGAAGUGUAACUCUCUGUUUCCUUCAUAGUAGGACUUUACAUCUAUAGAAGCACAUCUGUAAUCGCACAUUCAUAGUUACCACAUCUAUAGAAGCACCUCUGUAUUACUACUCUAUAUUACACAUGCAAAAGACUGUCAUUGUCCUUACCAAAGACUCAGAUCUACUUCUACUUUUUUGUGCAACUUUCUAAUGAGUAGAUAUGAAUAUUGAGUUUAAAUAAAUAAAAUUGUGUUAAAAAUGGUCUAUUUGUAUAUUUAUUUGUUUGAUGGUAAGAAUUUCUACUUUUAUCAUGCAGUUAUGUGAUUUACAUCAUGUUAAAACAGUAUUUUAAUCAACUCUCUUCAACUCUUCCAUUUGUAUGAGAGACCACACUCAAGGUGAAACAAAUUCACUUGGAAGGCAGGGUGAAGCUUGUAGUCAUUCUUUACAGUCUUCAGUCAUUGCCUUUAUGUGUAUCCAACAGAAAACAAGGGUGACCAAGACUUGUUAGAAAAAAGGGACCUUUCCUGUCUGUCAGUCAGUCAGGAAAACCAUUCAUAUGCCCUGUGGUUGACUAAUGCAGCUGAGGAUAAGUAAAACAGCAUAACUGUAUUUCUGGUUAAUGUUGAAUGUGGAGUGAUUCUCUUCUGUGCUCAAAGGUGCUUAAACAAGGAAGCUUUAGUUAAGAGUGCACAGUGAAGAGUUCUAUGCAUUACGUGUUCACCAUAAUAAAAGCAUUUUCAGGCAGCCUUUAAUGUAAAUAUUUGUAUUAUCCAUAUCCAACACAAAUCAAAAAAAUAUAUAGGCUUUAUGAGAUAUUCCAAUUUGAUAAUUAAAUUCGACUACAGAAGCAGAAAUAGGUGAUUUAUAUGAGUACAAUAUUGCAUUUUAAGCUUUACAGCGAGCUAAAUUGUUGGUUCUUUUGGGGUUGAUGUACAGUAGUAUUUGAUUUUAGGUGAUGCAAAAUUAACUGCAGUACAGUACUGUGGAAUGUGUCAUUAAAAGAAUUGAGUGACAGUUUAAGUGGAUGUUAUUGUGUUUUUAGGGAAAUACCAAGUAAAGUGAGAACAAUUGUUGUGAUUAUGUUGAAUACUCAGAGCUAUCAUGAUUACCUAUAUGUUUUGUCCCCCCCACCAUACGAGUAGAUUUGGUGGGGCAUGUAGGUUAACCCCUUUUUGUUAGUGUGUCUGUACAAAUUAUCAAUAAUUUUCAUUUUUAAUUUAAGAAAAGAUCUGAGAAUUUAAAAGUGAUUUGGUUUAAAGUUUCACUUGAUAAUUUUUACUAUUUUUUACGAGUACAGUACUGUACUGUAUACAACCAUUGUUUCUGUGGCGGGAGCAAACAUCCCCAUUAUUUUCUUAUUUUAUCUUGUGUUCUUUUGUUCUGUACUAAACUUGGUAAAAACUUAUACUGUAUGUGUACAAGUUUAAUUUAUUUGUGUGUUUUUCUGAUGAUUCCUCAGCCAAAAGUUCCAAAUAUCCACCUUCACAUUUGGACACUACAUAUAGAUGCCUCAUGCUUUACUCAGUACAGCUCGUGAGUUGUACUAAAAUAAUACAAUUGUGGUUGAGUCGUCUCUGAUACUCAUGUUUAUGGUCUUCAACUCUGCUCCUUUACAGUUUUUGUGGAGAAAUGUUACCUUGUACAAGAAACAGUGAGUGUAAAAGCUGAUGUAUGUACAACUAUGAAUUUGUUUUGAUUAAUUUUUGUGAUAAUACAAUUCAGUCACUGAAAGUAAAUGUAACUUUUUUAUUAUAAAUAUGGAUAUCUGAACAAA
Messenger RNA from Homarus americanus (American lobster), 3728 nucleotides. RefSeq lists its product as uncharacterized. Gene Ontology annotation, molecular function: protein binding. The record is from RefSeq and is a predicted model, not a curated record. Lineage: Eukaryota; Metazoa; Arthropoda; Malacostraca; Decapoda; Nephropidae. The transcript is spliced from 5 exons. The coding region runs from base 1 to 1683 and encodes 560 amino acids.